Melitaea cinxia (Glanville fritillary) is the source of this 2265-nucleotide messenger RNA. RefSeq names its product flap endonuclease GEN (gene Gen). The record is from RefSeq and is a predicted model, not a curated record. Gene Ontology annotation, molecular function: 5'-flap endonuclease activity; four-way junction DNA binding. The coding region runs from base 122 to 2212 and encodes 696 amino acids. The transcript has 10 exons. Lineage: Eukaryota; Metazoa; Arthropoda; Insecta; Lepidoptera; Nymphalidae.
AUAAUAAUAUGGAAGUUGGAACGGAUUUCGUUGAAUUCGAAUUUAUCUAUACUUUUAUACUUUGUUAAAAUAGUUUUUUCAAAUAAUAUAUCUAUGAGUUAAUUAGACUGUGUAAAUAAUAAUGGGCAUAAAAGGCUUAUGGACAGUGUUAACGCCUUUUAGUGAAAAAAAGUCUUUACACGAAGUUCGCGGUGAAACUGUAGCUGUAGAUUUAUCGGGAUGGGUGUGUGAUAGUCAAAAUGUUACAGAUUAUUACAUACAACCAAAAUUGUACUUACGUAAUCUCUUUUUUAGAACUAUUUAUUUGCUACUUGCUGACAUAAGUCCGAUUUUCGUGCUCGAAGGAGAUGCCCCUGAGCUUAAACAAGAUGUGAUAGCCGCUAGAAAUGCUCUACAGUUUCGAGGAACAGCACCAAAGUCUGAUAAUGCAACAUCAAAACCUAAUAUAUCGAGGAAACGAUUUAAAGGUGUACUUAAUGAGUGUGAGAAACUUUUGAAAAGCAUGGGUGUAAGAUGUGUCAGAGGGCGAGGGGAGGCAGAAGCAACUUGUGCAAGACUAAAUGCUAAAGGUCUCGUAGACGCAGUGGUGUCUCAAGAUUCAGACUGUUUCGCGUACGGCGCUAAACGAGUGUAUCGUAACUUCAGCGUGUCGAGCUCGGCGGGAGGAGGCGCGAUGCAGGGUUCCGUUGAUUGCUAUGACGCUGAGAAAAUGUUCAACAGUAAUGGUUUUGGGCGUAAUAAAAUGGUAGCCCUGGCUCUGCUCUGCGGCUGUGAUUAUGGCGUUGGCGCGUGUGGAUCUUCAAUUACUACCGCUGUUAAUUUCCUUCACACUGUACCUGAAGAUCAAGUAAUACACAGGUCCAAAGUAGCGGAAGUGAAACGUGAACUAUCGCUUCGUAACCGGGCCCUGUCGUCCGGAAUGCCGUUCCCUGAGCCGAAAGUUAUGAAGGAAUUCUUGGAUACCACACCAGAAGAUAUAGAUCUCGACAGCUUGAAGAUUCCGACUCCGAGUUUAAUUCAAUUUGUGAAAAUUAUGUCAAAAAAAUUGGACUGGUCUGAAAGAUAUUGCGUUGAGAAAUUUCUUCCGUUGCUCACAAAGUGGCACCUCCAGGACUCUGUGCCUUGCAGAACUAUUCGACCCGUUCAAAUAAAGAAAAAGAGAAAUCCCCGAGGUGUUCCUAGUUAUGAAGUUUUGUGGGUGGAUAUUGACGGACAAUAUGAAGCUCUUAUUCCUGACGACCAGUUUGAAGAAGGCGAAGACAUACAAUGUCCGUGGACUUCAAUAGAAAGGCAAGACCUUAUGCAGCGUUAUUACCCGGAUUUAGUUGAAAAGUAUGAAGAAUCAAUCAAAAAACCUCCAAAGGAGAAAAAAUCGAAAGGAAGAAAAAAGAAAGAUCAAGAUCCUACUGGUGACCAACACGUUAAACCAAAGAGAAAAUAUAAUAGAAAAGCAAAGCAAAUAGCCGAUUUGUCAAUGUCUAAUCUUAAUGAAUCUUUUAAGAAUUUGAGCGUAAAUAACAAAGACUUAAAUUCUAGCAAAGCGCAUGUCAGCGUAUGCGUAAAUAAAUUAAAGAGAAAGUUAAAGAACAAUACCAAAACAAAAGCAAAAAAUACAAUAGAAAGUUACUUGAAACCAAUUAAGAGAAGAAAGUCGAAAUUAACAAAUACUUUGAAUUUAAGUGUCAAGACUUCGGUCGCGAAUAAUAAAUUAUCAAAUAAAGUAUAUGAAAAUCUAGAGGUUGACAAGGAGAAUCUGCAAUCAAACAUAAAACUCAGCCAGCUGUCUGAAGAUAAACAUUUUCUGAGUAUGCUCGAUUCGAGUGGGGAAGACAUCAAUGACAUCGAUUUAUCAGAUAUUGUCGAAACAAUUGUUUCUAGAGCACCGAAGGUUACAACCGCGAAAGUGAACAGUAACUUUGUCAAACUUAUUUUUGAAAAUAAGCAAUUAAAUAGAAAAUCUCUCCAUGCACAAAGAUUACAUCAAAAUAAUUGUUCGACGCCCAAGAGCAGUCCAGUACGAAAAAGUCUUUAUCGUGAUAUGACCGCAAGCAGACGCUCUUCUAUUUCAAAAGUAAAUACCAGCUACUUCUUUGAUAAAAUAACAGAUGAAUGCGAUGCUUUUGAAAUGUCAAUGGAAUAUAAAUACGAUAGAAAUGUGCAUUUGGAUUGUGAUAUGACUGUAAAUUAUAGUUUAUCUGAAGUUGUUUUGUAGCUUUUUUUCGUUAAUAAAGUCAAUUGAACCAUUUAUAUUUAAGUACGUGGGUA